Messenger RNA from Caenorhabditis elegans, 778 nucleotides. The record is from the annotation of a RefSeq genome assembly. Lineage: Eukaryota; Metazoa; Nematoda; Chromadorea; Rhabditida; Rhabditidae.
AUCUUCAGACACGUGUCACAUUGACUGAUUGGAAUCAACAAAAAGUCAGCACCAAAAACCAAUGAUCGUGUACGCCCUACUGGCAAUUGUCGCUGUUCUGGCCUACUUCUACUUCAAGAACAGUGAGAAUGGCAAGAAUGCAACGACAUCUCAAAGAAGUUCAAGAAGCACUCGUUCCACAAAAAGCUCGAGAUCAUCUCCGAAGACUGUGCCUGUUACUGAACAGCCUGCAGCUGCUCAACCUCAACAACUCGAACAACCGACCCCUGCACCUGCUCCGGAAUCUGCUCCUGCUCCAGUUCAAUGCCCGGAACCAACUCCUGAAGUCCCUCAGCAACCAACACAAGUGUCCGCUCCAGUUCAAGAAAUCACUCAAGGUGCUCCUGCUCCAAUCCCCGAGCCAACUCCAGUCACUGCAGAACAGCCAACUCCAGUUGAUCCUUUGAGCUCUCCAAUUAAACCAAUUGGUAGAGACUCUGUAUUGUUGGCGCCGAAGGACAAUGUUCAUGCAGGAAUUGGUGGAAAAUCCGAGAGGAUGGCUCCAACUGAGAAUGCUUCUGGAGGUGGAAACUCGGUUAUUUUGGGCCCAAAGGAUAAUACUUCCAAUGGUGUUGGUGGAAAAUCGGAGAGAUUGGCUGUGGAUUCUGGACCUGCUUCAUCUGAUCAAUCAUCUUCUGCUCCUGCUUCUACCGAAUCGAAGAAAUCCCACACCCCUGGACCACACUAUUCGAACAUUUUGGCCAAUUUUAACCUCACUAAGCAGGCUGGAGGCCUGUGA